AUGGCCGUGCCAGGCUACUCCAACCCGGUGCCAGAUUACUAUCGGGAGAUCAACCACCCGCCUAUUUUGCAGAAGAUAGCUGAUCUAGACGAUCCUUUGGAUUUCAAGAGACUUAAUCGUACCGUUGGCGAAGUCCGCAGCCGUAACUUCUGUGUAGACUUGGGAGAUGAACAGGCUUGGUGCGCGUUCGAUCUGACCGCUGAUGCCUUCAGCGCUCUCCUCAAGACAGAUAGGCCGCACGAACUUGGGACGAGAUGGAUCAACGUCUGGGCCCCGCACGAGCAGAAAGACAUUAUCCAGACACUGGCGAAGCACUACGACUUCUCUCCACGGCUCUUAGGCAUCAUGUGUUCUACCCCUCUGAAGCCAUAUCCAAGGUCGAGUGAGACCUCGAAGAACAGCUCAUCUAUAUUCCGGUUCUCUCACCACGCCGGACCGCGCAAGACGAUGUCAGGCCUGUUCAGAGAUCCGGAAGAUCAUGUCUUAGAGAAAAGCGAUGUGUCCUCAAUACCGCCUUGGGAUCUCUUGCGCGGAAUCGACCACUACCGUCUUGUAAAUGAAGUUUGGCAUUGGUCCUCCGUUGACUGGGGAAGGAGAUAUAUCUGCCUGGGCUACAACUCUCUACACGGCGUGCGUGCAAAGCUACCACAUGAAGCAAUUGAGCAAGACAGCAGUGAGGAUCUCCCCGAAGGGAAACGCGUCUGGACAUGGCUACUUCUGUGCGAGGACAAGACAGUAAUCUCCAUUCACGAGGACCCGUUCCCUUUCAAGAAUGGAAACCUGGACCGCAGAGACGAAGAGACGCUUGUGGCUGUCCGGCGCAACCUUGCCAAUGUCUUUCGUCAACUAUCGAAGGCUUACGAUGAAUCGCAAGACAAUCCGAUAUCUCUGCUGCCCAUCCGGAAGCGAGUUGGCAACAGUGAUGAGGAGACCGCUCAUCGAUCGACGGAUAUGCCUGGGUUACUAUUUUACUGUCUCUUCGACGACUGGUACACUACAUUCAGCCUCGUCGCUCGGCGGGAGCAUCAAUACUCUGCGGAGCUGAAUAGAGUGAGAACAGAGAUGUUGCAAACAGCCAAGCUCGCCCAUGUCGACCGCCUGCAUCAUAUCGGCCGGCAGCUCGCAGUCCUCAAGCGCGUCUAUCAGAGUUACGAGCUGAUCAUCGACCGCGUACUGGAGCAGCAACAGGCCUCGCUCGCCUCACUGAAAAACUCGCAUAUUCUGCCAGACGACCAGUCGGCAUCCAUAGAAGCGUCGCACCACUCCGCAAAUCAGAUCCGGGAAGGCGAAAGUCUCUUGGGCGUGUCUCUGAGUUCCGCAGCACGUGUACGGUUUGAGCGGUUGAAAGACCGUAUUCACCUGUACGCGUUGAGCGAGAUCCAAGAGUGUCUGGAUCAGAAAGAGUCGCUGGUCAUGAUGAACUUCAACCUCAUCGCGAUCAAGGAAUCCUACUCCGUCGAGCGCCUGACCCGUAUAACCUUACUACUCGCUAAAGUCACUAUCCUGUUCAUGCCUGUCAGCCUGAUGACUGGAUACUUCAGCACCGAGCUGGAGAACGUGACGUUUUCCCUGAAGAGUUACUGGAUUUGGUUUGCGGUCAUUCUUUCAGUGUCUAUCUUCGCGUUGAUCGCCUUUGGCUUCUUUAGCGGUACCAUGGAGGGUAAGAUGCUGUAUCGGCCGAUUGGCCGGCGGAUCGUGGACUCGUGGAGGACUGUGAAAGAACGACGGAGUAGGAAGAUGGUUGCGGAACAGUAG
Coniosporium apollinis CBS 100218 is the source of this 1755-nucleotide messenger RNA. RefSeq lists its product as uncharacterized. Bases 1 to 1755 code for a protein of 584 amino acids. Gene Ontology annotation, molecular function: magnesium ion binding; cobalt ion binding; magnesium ion transmembrane transporter activity. The transcript has 3 exons. The record is from RefSeq and is a predicted model, not a curated record. Lineage: Eukaryota; Fungi; Ascomycota; Dothideomycetes.